AUGCACACACACAACUCGGCCAAUCCAAAGCGGGCACUCUCAGCGUCAUCCGUCGCACCUUCCCCGCAGUCCUUCGUUUUCAAGUCGUCUCGCUAUACCGCUGUGGACCCAGAUGUACAACCCGGCUGGGUCCGCAGACGCCCAAAGCUCUCGGACACGCUACUACGCAGCCAUGCGACGGGCGCUACCAACGUCGUCGACAGCCCCAACGGCUUCAUUCCAUUGCCGAACGCCAAAACCUUUCCCCAAAGUCUGUCGAGGCUGCCAAUAUUCCUUCAGGCCAACGGACUCGCUCCCAUCGAAUCCCUGCCAACCAGCUCAUACCUAUCCCCAUCGCCACCCCCUUCACCGAAACCAUUGGCCCUCACCACCCCGCAGUCCACCCCAGCCCUGUCUUCCGCUUCCUUUUCUCCGGUGUCGCCUUCGAUCCUUCGCACACCACCGGACUCGCUAUCUUGCGUCAACACACGUCCGAAGAACACGCACAGUCUCAGCCUCACGGAGGUUUUCGCCGAGUUGCGGACGCCACCUGCUACGGCUAGCGGUGGUGCUGUCUCCAAGUAUGGGCUGGGACCAUCGGGCAGCUACUUCCCUCUCGUUUCUGAAGAAACGACUCCGUCUCGAAAGUCUUACACCCCAUCGGAGUCGGACAUGCAAGACAGAAGUGUCAAGAUGAAGGUUAUUGAGAACGCGGAAGCGUUACUGCGCGCUUUAGAAUGGCAAGGAGCUGGAGCGAGACUGCGGGAACGUUCAGAUGAGCUGGACGCGAUAACGGAGAAGUUGGCUGCUUUGUCUUUGGAAUCUGCAGGAUCGGAUACUGCAUCUUCGGUUGCAGACUCGGAGCAUGAACAAGAUGUCGGCUGA
Schizophyllum commune H4-8 is the source of this 864-nucleotide messenger RNA. RefSeq lists its product as uncharacterized. The transcript is spliced from 4 exons. The coding region runs from base 1 to 864 and encodes 287 amino acids. NCBI's taxonomy places the organism in Eukaryota, Fungi, Basidiomycota, Agaricomycetes, Agaricales, Schizophyllaceae. The record is from RefSeq and is a predicted model, not a curated record.